AUGGCGAUUUCUCCAUUUUUCUUCUUAUUCCCAUCACCAUCUUCCUUGUUCGUCACAGCCAUGUCCAUCUUAAAUUUGGUGUCUCUCAUCAUUGCAGGUUACAUGGAAAUGAAUGGCAAAAACAAGCAGUACGCCAAGUUUUUCGAUUCUGCAACUUCCUCCCACAAACCCAAAGACCACCAUAAGUUGGCCAGUAGAAAUGGAAUGCUUCUAUUCUAUACACCAUCAUUCAUCGUGAGUCUUGCUUCCUUCGCCAUUUUCCCCUUUCGAGAUGCUCGAUUUCUCAUGGUUGCUCGUCUUCUUACCCUCCAUUUCUUCAAAAGGAUCCUCGAGGUUCUGUUUGUUCACAAAUUUAGUGGUUUCAUGAUGCUUAAUGCUGCAAUAACCAUCGGGUUAAGCUACGCUGUGUCGACCGCUACGAUGAUUUACGCUCAAAGUUUAUCUCAAGGAUUUGCCGAGCCUUCUGUUGAUCUGAAAUACGUUGGUGUGGGCAUGUUCUUGGUUGGAUUAAGUGGGAACUUUUACCAUCAUUAUCUGCUAUCAAAUCUGAGGAAGAAGGGGGAGCGAGAGUAUAAGAUCCCGAAAGGAGGAUUAUUUGAUGUGGUAAUAUGCCCACAUUAUUUGUUUGAGAUAAUAGGGUUCAUUGGAGUCGCUUGCGUUUCUCAAACACCAUUUGCGUUUUCUUUCGCUCUUGGCACAACAUUCCUGUUGAUGGGGCGAAGCCAUGCCACACGAAAUUGGUACAUUUCCAAGUUUGGUCAAGAGUUUCACAAGGAUAUCAAGGCUAUAAUCCCGUACCUUUUUUAGAUAUAGAGAGAGAGAAUUGGGAUCACGUGAGAUUAGACUGUUUUGUGAUAUCUGUGAGACCACAUU
Messenger RNA from Cynara cardunculus var. scolymus (artichoke), 873 nucleotides. RefSeq names its product very-long-chain enoyl-CoA reductase-like. The record is from RefSeq and is a predicted model, not a curated record. The coding region runs from base 1 to 807 and encodes 268 amino acids. Gene Ontology annotation, biological process: lipid metabolic process. The transcript is spliced from 2 exons. Lineage: Eukaryota; Viridiplantae; Streptophyta; Magnoliopsida; Asterales; Asteraceae. Gene Ontology annotation, molecular function: oxidoreductase activity, acting on the CH-CH group of donors.